This is a messenger RNA of Seriola aureovittata, 1977 nucleotides long. It is a transcript of the gene c12h1orf35, whose product is annotated as chromosome 12 C1orf35 homolog. The record is from RefSeq and is a predicted model, not a curated record. Bases 529 to 1437 code for a protein of 302 amino acids. The transcript is spliced from 8 exons. Lineage: Eukaryota; Metazoa; Chordata; Actinopteri; Carangiformes; Carangidae.
AUUAACACGUCACGGCGAGAAUGUGCGACACAAAACAAAGAAUCGUCAAGUUUUGCUAUCAAUAGCCAAAGAGAAAAUACGCUGCAAAAGCAGGCAUUUUAAAUAUAUCAGUGCAAUAAGCUAGUAGCUACACUUUUUUUCCUUAACGCGGAGAGUAAUGUAUGCACGGUGAGGGAUUGCCAUUGCUGUAGCUCUGUCUUCAGGGCGCAGAGUAACGCAUGCUGCAGAGCAUAGCCUAGCUGGAGGAGUUAGAUCGCUGUUUUACUCAACUAUACCUCUUGAGCUUGGUGGACAUUUCAUGAAAAUACAUGCUAUAUUAGUUGCCGGGUUACUUUCAGUGAUCUGAGUAAAUACCACCAGGAAGCACGUUGUUCCGACCGAUGCAGGGAUCCUAAACACAUCGUAACUCCCCGGAUGAGUGAACGGUGAAGGCCUGGCCAAUCGCGCAGCUCAUGUGCUACCGUGGCUAAAAGUUAGCGGGCAGAACUAGCGGCCCGCAGUUCUUAAUCUAAAAGUGACUGACUAAACAUGUUUGGUUCUUCGAGAUCAGGGGGGAUCCGAGGAGGACAGGACCAGUUCAACUGGGAUGACGUGAAAGUUGAUAAGCACAGAGAAAAUUAUCUCGGUAACUCUUUGAUGGCACCAGUAGGUCGAUGGCAAAAAGGCAAAGACCUGACAUGGUAUGCAAAAGACAAAAAAGGCAAGGAGGCUUUGUCCAGAGAGGAUGAACUUGCCGCCAUCAAAGCUGCAGAGCACGAGGCACUGAUGGCUGCCCUAGGGCACAAGAAUAUAAAGAGACAACCAACUGGCCUGACCAAAGAAGACCUUGCAGAUGUUUGCAGGCGGGAAGAGGUUGAUGGUGAGGAGAGAAAUGUGGACCGUGUCUCAGGCCUGGGAAGCUCCAGUGCAGGGUCAAGGAAAAUAUUGCUGUCCCAAAAAGAAAAGGAGGCUGCGAAAAUAGGCUUACCAGUUUUUACACACCAUAAGACCGAGGGUCGUCCAGAAACCACAACAGCAAGAACAUCUGAGAGUGUAGAAAAAGGAGAGGUGGAACAACGGCAUGAGAGCAAAAAGAAGAAGAAAGAGAAAAAGAGCAAAAAGGAGAAAAAGAAGAAGGAAAAAAAGAAGAAAAGGCAAAGAAGAGACUCAUCCUCUUCAGAUUCAGAUGACAACAGAAAGCGGCACAGAAAGGACCACCAUCAUCAUAAUCCAUCAUACCAUAGUCAGAGUGGAGCCAGACCCCAUGACAGCCAUUCAAGGGGGGGGGCAAAGGCUGAGCGACAGCCCUCCUACCCUUAUCAUCGACAGCAGCGGCAUGACACAGACUCCUCUGAUGGGGGGUCUCCUGUGUCCCGUAACCCCGCCAGCCACAAGAUGGCCCCUGCUGGUGCAACACAAAGCCACAGGCGGCGCCACGACACAGACUCGGACGACUAAUGUCCCCCUCCCCGUAAAUUCAAAGAUGCAUAAUGCAGACAGAGUGCUCUACAGCAGCUCGACUGGCCCUGAAGCCCUCAUUUACCCUGGACAACCAGAUAUAUAGGUGAUGGAGACAGGUUAAUGUGUCUGGCCUCCUGUUUUAACUUUUCACCAAUGAGUUGGUCCUGGGACACUGUGUCUUUUGUGGUAUUUUGAAUUUUGUUUGACAAGUUAUUAUUUUAACACAUUCUGUAUGAUUUUACAACAAUACUUACUGUAUUGUAUAUCAUAGUUUGUGAGUUUUUAUUUUAUCGCAUAAAAAACCAUGAAAGAUAGAAAUUUUUCAAUAGCAAAUGGAAUUAUCUUUUAUUCCUAUGUCUUGCCCUCGUGGCUGUUAUUACUCAGGAAAUCUUAGAAAUUUAUGUUGAACCCAGAACAUUGUUGCGUAUGUUGGGUGACCACCACAAUUCAUCAGUGGAGAUCAGUGAUACAAUGAAAAUACUUAAAUAUAGGGCUUUGUGGCUGCCUCUUGCAAAAUUACAACAUUUUUAAAAUCAA